Molecule: messenger RNA, 654 nt
Organism: Macadamia integrifolia
Lineage: Eukaryota; Viridiplantae; Streptophyta; Magnoliopsida; Proteales; Proteaceae
Exons: 2
Coding region: 1-654 (217 amino acids)
Molecular function (GO): nucleic acid binding; RNA-DNA hybrid ribonuclease activity
Source: RefSeq, a predicted model, not a curated record
AUGGUGGCUCAGCAUGGUCCAGAUGGGUAUACAGAGCAAGCAAUUUAUUACCUUAGUAAGAAGUUCAUAGACUAUGAGACAAGGUACACAACCCUGGAGAAGACUUGUGCAGUUUUGGUUUGGGCAACAAGGAGGUUGAGACAUUACAUGUUGACCUAUUCUGUCUUUUUGGUAUCCAGAAUGGAUCCCAUCAAGUAUCUUUUUGAGAAACCCGCGUUGACGGGGAGACUAGCACGUUGGUUAUUGCUCUUAGCGGAGUUCGACAUUGUGUAUGUCACCCAGAAGUCCAUCAAGGGUAGUGUCAUCACUGAACAUCUAUCCGCACAUUCAGUUGUUGAUAUGAGGCCUUUGAAUGACAUAUUUCCAGAUGAAGAUGUAGUUUCUGUUGAGGUUGAAAAUGAGGUUGGCAUUUGGCAAAUGUUCUUUGAUGGAGCCGCCAAUCACAAAGGUUGCGGAGCCGGAGUUCUACUUAUAACUCCUGAAGGGUUGAACAUGCCCAUGGCAUAUAGGUUGGACUUUGAGUGCACCAACAACAUGGCUGAGUAUGAAGCUUGCCUCAUGGGAUUGAAAGCAGCCAUCUCUAUUGGGGUCAAAAGAUUGGAAGUAUACGGAGAUUCGUCGAUUGUCAUAUGCCAAGUCCAAGAGGGACAAUAA